AUGUCCAUCUUUAACGCUUCUCGACUACUCGGAAAGACCGUCCUCGUUACAGGUGCUAGCGGAGGCAUCGGGGCUGCAACCGCAGUGCUUUUUGCGAAGGGCGGAGCCAAUGUAAUUCUUCUCGCUCGCCGAGCAGAUGCUCUCGCAAAGGUGACUGAAGCCUGCGUCGAUGCUCACAAGCAAUCGGGUCUGCAACAAGGAGGGAAAUUCGCGUCGGUGCAACUGGACGUGUCAGACCUGGACGAGGUUACUGCUCUAUGGUCCAAAGUCCCGCAGGAGCUUCGCGAUGUCGACAUCCUCGUCAACAACGCGGGCUUUGUACUCGGUGUUGAGCACGUUGGCGAGAUAUCUCGGGCCGACAUCGAGGCCAUGUUCAAGACCAAUGUGUAUGGACUCAUCUCCGUGACACAACUCUUGGUUAAGGAUUUCAAGGCUAAGCAAUCUGGUCAUGUUAUUAAUCUUGGAUCCAUCGCUGGUCGCGAGCCAUACGCAGGAGGAAGCAUCUACACAGCGACGAAGCACGCCGUCAACGCUUUCACCGGUUCCCUCCUGCGAGAGCUCGUCAACACACCCAUUCGCGUAACGGAGAUCCAGCCAGGCAUGGUUGAGACUGAGUUCUCGAUCGUUCGAUACCGGGGGGAUGAGCAAGCCGCGAAGAAGGUUUACGAAGGUCUUGACCCAUUGACUGCCGAGGACGUCGCUGAAGAAAUCGUAUGGGCUGCAUCGCGUCCCCCUCACGUCAACAUCGCUGAAACCCUCAUCUUCCCCGUCAACCAAGCAAGCGCCGGCAUCAAGUAUCAGAAGAAGUAA
Messenger RNA from Cyclocybe aegerita, 810 nucleotides. Lineage: Eukaryota; Fungi; Basidiomycota; Agaricomycetes; Agaricales; Hemipholiotaceae. The record is from the annotation of a GenBank genome assembly.